AUGUCGGGACGGAACGCCCCUCGCUCCAAGAAUGGCUGCAGUACCUGCCGUCGUCGAAAGGUGAAAUGUGGAGAGGAACGCCCUGUUUGUCAGCGAUGCUCCAGUCUGCGCCUCCAUUGUGAAUGGGGGGUGCCGGUGAAGCGAGGCCGUUCCGUCCAGGUGCGAGACCUGCAGCCAGCUCCUCGGCCGCCAUCGCAGCAGGAGGAAAUCAGCUUAGAUUUUGGGAAUCUGGCGCUGUUGUGGGAGCGAUCUGCAGCAUCAGCGUCGCCUGGACAGCCAACUUCACUGCCAGCCGCUUUGCCGUUUUUUCCUCCCUUUUCGUAUCCGACUCCCAUCUAUCCCUCCGUGACGACGCCGGAGAUCGCGUGUGCCAAUUCCUUGGUGCUUUCCAAGCAGGACCAGAAGUACUUUCAAUACUUUCCAUCGUCGUCGCUUGUAUUCUAUUACAUGAAAGCGUGGCAAUGGAGCAGCUUCUGUUAUCUGUACCAGGGGCCAGCGGCCACGAGCAAGGCGAUUAUGCGAAUGAUACUGGCGCUCUCCGCGAGCGACAUGCACCGCAAAGGGCUGGACGCUCGUUCACCAGGUCGCCCAACAGCAGAGGACCACGCACGGUAUCACUACGGACUGGCGGUCAAGGAGUUUCGGCAAACGCUGGAGACGCCACGGCGACACAUUUCGCACGACGAGUUGGAGAUGAUCUUUGUGACCAUGUUCCUGAUGGUCAUGUAUGAAUGUCAAUUUGGACACCACGUGCGGCAUUUGCAGCUGCAUCUGCAGGGUGUGCGAUCGUUGCUUGAAACUCAUCCGGAGUUAUUCCAGAACCGCAACGUGGACAAUGUGUUUUCCUUGAUGGAUACUGAGCUGCCUGGCCCAACGUCUCAGGAUAUCUCUUUUGUCCCAAUUCAAAUGCUCCUGUGGAUGUUAUACGUGGAUAUCAGUGCGCAGCCGAUGGGCGCGACAGAGUCACUAUACGACUACGUUUUACAGUCGGGCAACGCGGCAUUGCAACCGGACCACCUCUACCAGGGCGCACGUCUCUGGGGUCGAUGUUUCUGGGGUGAUCAAUAUCCGGAGCAAGAGGUGAUGGACGAUAACGAGAAUUACCGGGGACUGGAGUUGAUCCAUGUUGGUAUGGUCUUACAACAUGUAAUAUGGAGGCUAGCCAUGGGGAACCCAGUGGUACCUGGCACGACUUCUGAAUCUCUUUUUCAGGAGAUGAUGGCCAUUCGAAAUAGAUACUCUGAUCUCUUCAUCACAGCCAAAAUGGCCCGCGGCCAUUCCGCCUACCGCACGAUCAACACAAUCCUCAUGGCCGUUGCCAAUUUCUACGCCGAAGUCCUGUUCCACCGCCGCGUACUGUGCAUCGACACGCCACCGUCCCCAUUCCAACGGCAAGCGCUAGGACAUAUUAUGGAGAUUGCCCAGAAACAAUACACCUGGGAUCCACGAUUGCUGCGACGAUUACACUGGCCACUUCUAAUGGCCGUUGUCGACACGCCCGACCCCGUCGCACGCGAGUGGCUACAACAACGACUGGCGGAGCUGCGCGCGUCCCAUUCAGAGUAUUCCUGGGCGAACCGCGUCGCGGACGAGGUAUUGGUAGAACAGGAUAAAAGUGGAGGAUAUGUGAAUCUGCUUGAGUUUUUGCGCACCCAUGUACAAUAG
Aspergillus glaucus CBS 516.65 is the source of this 1665-nucleotide messenger RNA. Its product is annotated as Zn(II)2Cys6 transcription factor. The transcript has 3 exons. Gene Ontology annotation, biological process: regulation of DNA-templated transcription. Lineage: Eukaryota; Fungi; Ascomycota; Eurotiomycetes; Eurotiales; Aspergillaceae. Gene Ontology annotation, molecular function: zinc ion binding; DNA-binding transcription factor activity, RNA polymerase II-specific. The coding region runs from base 1 to 1665 and encodes 554 amino acids. The record is from RefSeq and is a predicted model, not a curated record.